GUUUAUAAUACACUGAUGUCAUCGAUGUCUGCAGUUUUUCAAUAUUGACAGUAAAUGUUUAUCGUUUUACCAAUUGAAUCAAAUUGUUGUCUUUGGAUUUAUUAAAUUUUUGUACAAUGGGCAGAGAUGAGCCCCUGUGGCGUAAAACAAUUGUCGAUCGUCUAAUUGAUAGAAAUAAACGAACAACAUCAUCGUUCACCGAAAUCAUCACACAAAACAAUCGACUGUACGACGCAUCCAAUCAAUUGAAAAGUGAUAAUCUUAAGCUCUCAGUGGAAAAUGAGCAAUUACGUAGUGGUGGUUCAGUGGCAUCUGCUUCCGGAAAUAAUUCAAAUUUGGCAAAAAUCCAGGCGCUUGAAAAACGAUUAAUGAGCCAACAGGAAGAACUAACUGAAUUGCACAAGCGUAAGGGCGAAAAUGCACAGAUGAUUGUAGAUCUUAAUAUAAAAUUAGAAAAGCAGAACAAAACAAUGAACGAUAAAGAUGUAAGGAUAGCUGAACAAUUGUCAACAAAUAAUAGUUUAAAAGCAGAAGUUCAGAUGCUGACUACAAGUAUACAAGAACUGAAGGGACUGAACUCCUGCCUGAGAGACGAACACACAGCAUUGCAAUUAGCGUUUGCUUCUUUAGAAGAUAAACUACGAAAAGUGCAAGACGAAAAUAGGACCCUCAUCGACCGCCUAAUGAAGUACAAGAUUAAAGACGCGGAAAAGAUGAACGAUGAGAAUGAGAGUUUUCUAAAAUUUGGUUCGUACUUUUUCAGAAAACGAUCGGACAAAAUGCGCAAAGAAUUAGAAGAAGCUGCCCGCGAAGGAAACAGCAUGCGAUCGGGCAGUCCACUUUCGUUUCCAUUAGGCGCCGACGGUGGAAUGGGAAGCUUGACUGAUUUAAGUGGAACUGGUGCGAAAGCUGCCGGUUUCUACAGCGAUACAGUGCCAAGCUGUGUUCAUAUGAAAUUUGACGCACAUGAUGGAGAAGUCAAUGCAGUUCGAUGGAGUCCUGUCGAACGAUUAGUUGCAACUGGCGGUGCUGAUAGAAAAGUCAAAUUGUGGGAUGUCGGAAAAGCAAUAAUGGAACCCCGAGGUACUUUGGUCGGGAGUAAUGCUGCAAUUAAUUCCGUGGAUUUCGACUCUACUGGAUCGAUGAUCUUAGCUACCUCUAAUGACUAUGCUAGUAGAGUAUGGACAGUAUGUGAUCAUCGACUAAGGCACACAUUAACCGGUCACAGUGGAAAAGUGAUGGCCGCUAAAUUUGUGGGCGAGGCAACAAAAAUCGUAACCGGCAGUCAUGACCGUACUCUCAAAAUUUGGGAUCUACGUAGCCGCGCCUGCACAGAAACGAAAUUCGCCGGCAGCAGCUGUAAUGAUCUAGUAACAACUGAUGGAUCGGGUUCGACGAUAAUUAGCGGACACUUCGACAAAAAGAUUCGCUUCUGGGACACAAGAACUGACUGUUCGGCUAACGAUAUUGUUCUGCAGGGGAAAAUUACAUCAUUGGACUUAUCUAAAGACUGUAAAUAUUUGAUUAGUUGUGUGAGAGAUGACACCAUCAAGCUGUUAGAUCUUCGUAUGAAUCAAAUAAUAAGGAGUUUUAGUAAUGACAAUUUUAAAGUUGGCUGUGAUUGGUCUAGAGUUGCAUUUAGUCAUGAUGGUAGCCGAAUAGCAGCUGGUUCAGCCGAUGGUUCGAUUUUCGUUUGGCACGUGUGUGGUCGACUUGAGACAACGCUAAAGGAUAGUUCUAAUUGUUCAGUCGAUCCAUUUCUGACCCCGAGGUCUGGGGGAUUUUUUGUUCGCAGUGUCGCCGUUACAGCAGUUAAUUGGCAUCCAUUUAGUUCGACAUUGGCGUCGGUAGAUCGUCUGAAAGCUUGCACAAUUUGGUCGGACUCAUAAGUUACACACAUACCCACAAAAAUGAGGGGAAAAAAUUGGUGUUCGGACAGUAAUACCUCAUAAUGAGAUUUAACUUUUAAGCGAAUUAAACGUCCGAUCGAUAAGUGUGAGCGAUGCAAAAAUUUGGAAAUAAAUUUUUGCUUUGCUGACAAAAUCGAUUUUAACAAAGUAAAAACAUUUUGAUUUGCAGGUGUUUUCACUUGUUGGAAUAUAAUGUCGUAUAAAUCUACUAUUUUUUUCGCAAAGUUGUUUUU
Molecule: messenger RNA, 2143 nt
Organism: Bradysia coprophila
Lineage: Eukaryota; Metazoa; Arthropoda; Insecta; Diptera; Sciaridae
Gene: Atg16
Product: Autophagy-related 16
Biological process (GO): autophagosome assembly
Cellular component (GO): autophagosome membrane; phagophore assembly site membrane; Atg12-Atg5-Atg16 complex
Molecular function (GO): protein-membrane adaptor activity; protein binding
Source: RefSeq, a predicted model, not a curated record